Messenger RNA from Symbiodinium necroappetens, 478 nucleotides. NCBI's taxonomy places the organism in Eukaryota, Dinophyceae, Suessiales, Symbiodiniaceae. The record is from the annotation of a GenBank genome assembly.
GCAACAUCCGAGGGAAGUUCCUCCGGCUGGACCCGUCCAAGCUCCCCGCGAACCCCCCGAAGGGGCGGAAUGCGACGAAGAGCUGCAAAGAGGCUCGCGGCAAAGAGCACUGGAAGCACCUCCGCUACGAGGACUUUGAGCCUCUGAGAUUGCUUUGGGACCAGUACAUUCGGGACCUGUCUCCAGAGAACGACGACGAGCUAUCCGCCAUCUUGGCCCGUGCCGACUUGCACGGGAGCAGUCUUCGAGUGGCCCAGGCGAGGAACCCAGGCAUGGUACGCUUGGCGGGAACGGUCAUCGAAGAGACACAGAAAACCUUUCGGAUCAUCACGGCCGACAACCAGGUCAAGGUGCUGCCAAAGGAGAGCUCCGUCUUCGAGGUUCAGGCCCUUGGCCGCUCCUUGCGCCUGCUGGGGCCCUCCUACGUCCAGCGCUGGUCGGAGAAGGGGCCAAAGGCCUUGAAGCCGCCGGAGCGGUG